UGAACAGAGAAGUUAUUAAGAGUUCGAGAGUGCACUUUGCCGGUGUCUCCGAGAGAAAGACAGCAAAUCUAGACAGCCAUGGCGUCUGCGUCCGCGAAGGAUCCGACACUAUCAGCAUUGAUGAAGAUUAGCACAGCCUCAGAUAUAAAGAAUGACCGAGUGAUCUGUGCAUCAUCAAGUAUAAACUGGGAGGAGAUCAUAGGCCCUGCCCCGAUGUCUAUUGCACUGCUGGGGCAACUGAUGCUCAUCUCUGGUGGUACAGACUUCACCUUGGUCACAGGAAAAAGGCCGGAUUCAUCGUUUGUCCGUCUUCGCUACCCUGACUCCAUGAAUGCUUGUCUGGUUCAAGUCAGCAAUGAAGGCUGGGAGGCCUUUAACACAGCACAUUCCAACAUGGAGAAAAUACACCUGAUCACUAAUCAGAUUCCAGGCCAUGCACGAAAUGCAGUCCAGAUUUUAUUGAAAGGCUCACCAGAAGAACUUAAACUUGCAUUACCAAUCCCUCUUAAGAGGAUUCAGUUGGCUGCUAAACAAUGCACAACCCAUGCGGAGGAGGUCCAGAAGCAGUUUGUUGACGUGAUGGCAACAAUAGGAGAACUGCUGGAGGCGUGCACAGCUGCCAAGGGCGAUUAUGAGGACAAAAUGAAGCAAACUGAAGCUGCAGUUACAGCCGCCAAAAGAGCUGAGACUCAAAUCAAGGAACAGAAAACAAAGGCAGACGAAGAACUGGCACACAUGACCAAAACUCUGAAAGAUCGUGAGGAAGACUACAAGAAGGCCUUGGAUGACAUGCCGGGAGCGCUUCAAGUCAUGGGGAUGAAGUUCUUUGACAGGUAUUCAGGAGCAGUGCUCAUGGCUAUUCAAGCAGAGAUGAACCUGAUGAUUGGAAUACCACAAGCUAUUGGAACAGGAGUGAAACUAUUGACACCCGUGGUAAGUGGCGUGUUAGACAAGCUUAAAUCAAAGACAGAGGCAGAUCCUUCAGAACAUGAAAAGCCUUUGAGUGACAGCGAACGGGAAACAAUUGAAUGCAUAAAAAAACAAACACCCGAGAUCACCUUAAUCAUUUCUUUUCUACAACAGUAUCUGGAAUCAUUUGAAGACAAGAACAAGCAAGAAGGUACCAAGAAAUAUCUUGUUGUUAAAAAGGCAGAUCUGGAGAGAUUCACAACAACUCUCAAGGAUAAGUGUGAUGUUCCUCCGAAGGCAAUGAUGCUGAGUCUGCUGCAGGAUCUCACAACACUGAUGGAUUCCAUGAUUGACUUCUCCAAGCAAAUGGGUCAAAAUCCAGAAAUGAUUACUGAGUUCAGACAAAAGCUUGACAAGGUUGAACACACCAUGGAGUGUGUGGAGAUAACUGAUAUGAGAGCAGGACAUCCUCUCGCCCAAGCACCACAAGCUGCUAAAGCCCAACAAAAUUCUCUUGAAAUAGAAGACAGAAUAAUUGACCAAGUCAGAUUUAAGGCUGAAAAAACAUCGCAGAUGUUGAAGACUGCCGAAGCCCGUUAUGACGAAAUUAACCAAAGAGUGCAAAGGAAAAAUGAUGAGUUGAUGAAACUUGUUGAAGAAUUGUCCCAGAUGGAUGCCAAGGAAAUAGACUUUAACAAGAUAAGAGAAACUCUCACUAGAGGUAUAAAAGCACUUGGAGAGGUUCGCAAACAAUGGGGUGGAUUGGUUACAUUCUUUGAAAGAAUGUCCAAUGUAAUUCAGUGCAGCCUUGGCCCAACGUUGGACACAUUUACUGAAACAGCCAAUGUUGGAAGGGAACUACAGCUGAAUUACUCCUUCAGCAAGCUGAUGCAGGAUACACUCUAUUCACAGGCAGUCCAAGCCAGUGAAGUUUCAUAUGUGGUCCAUGAGGUUUCAGGAACAUAUGUUGACAUCUCGCGAGAUCACCUCAUGGAUAAAAUAUCAGGCUUGGGGGAGCUGAUUGCUUUAAAUCCAGAAACUGAAUCCGAUUUGAUAAAAGAGAAACACAGUGAACUGAUGGAGGGGGCAAGGAAAGCACAACAUGCAAUCCAAGAAAAGGUAAAAGAAAAGCAGUUAGAUAUGCACGAGAGAGUUCAAGCCAGACUGUCACAGAUUGAGAGGGGAAUGCAAGCUGCACUUCCACCUCCGAACCCUGAGAGAGAACUACAGAUGCAACGCAUGCGCGCUAUUGCUCAGGACCAACGUGAGAAGGUGGUCGCAGCUGCCCAGGCAGAAGCUGAGGAGGAGGAAAUGUCGCAGUUUGCUAUCUAGCUUCGUUUAACUGAUGCAAGGUGCCGUGUGGUUAGGAUUGGUUGUUUCCAGUGUGAUCUAGCUUCUUCGACUGUGACCUACAUCCAGUUUUAAAGAAGAAGAGGAGGAAGAACAGCAACAGUACUGACACUUCUAAAUGCCAUAUAACGACUACAUACGAAAUUGUUAGACUCCCCAUUUGGUUCGGUACCGCCCAAUAUCUCGGCUUGGCUGACACAGCGGAACUACCCGUGUUUGUCCAGGAACACGGCUCUUCUCACUGUCUGGCUAAUAAAGAUGGCUGUAGUGUAGGAGACAGAGGAGGAAGGGGAUGGGAGUGGGGAAGAAGAGAGAUUCACAUCCUCCAGAAAGACUUUGCGGAUUUGACAAGAUAGCGGAGAAGUACCACUCGGUGUCAGGGCUGCAGGUGGUAGGACAAGAUCCUGAGCUGAUGAUGAGCCCGGUUGUGCCGUUGCUGCAUUAGUAUGUCAUGAUAAUAAUCAUUUGUACAUCCAGACAGGUUUUGUUUCAUGUUCUUAUGUUUUCUUAACUAACUUAUUGAAGUUGCUUUCUUCUGUCA
This is a messenger RNA of Haliotis rubra (blacklip abalone), 2800 nucleotides long. RefSeq lists its product as uncharacterized. The transcript has 4 exons. Lineage: Eukaryota; Metazoa; Mollusca; Gastropoda; Lepetellida; Haliotidae. Bases 79 to 2241 code for a protein of 720 amino acids. The record is from RefSeq and is a predicted model, not a curated record.